Messenger RNA from Diospyros lotus (date-plum), 2154 nucleotides. Its product is annotated as cell division control protein 48 homolog B. Bases 56 to 1858 code for a protein of 600 amino acids. NCBI's taxonomy places the organism in Eukaryota, Viridiplantae, Streptophyta, Magnoliopsida, Ericales, Ebenaceae. The transcript is spliced from 12 exons. Gene Ontology annotation, molecular function: ATP binding; ATP hydrolysis activity. The record is from RefSeq and is a predicted model, not a curated record.
AUACAAUUUGCUUUUCGUUUUUGGUUUUGGAGGGUUGAGAGAGAGGGCGGCACCCAUGGAAGCCAGCUGCACGAACAGCAACGGUAACGGCGACGGGAGGGAGAGGAGGGCGGAGGAAGCAAUCGCCGGUAACGGCGAAGCCCUACAAGCUCUUCGAGAACUCAUCACCUUCCGUUUCCUCUACUAUCGCCAGGCUCGAAAGCUCGGCCUUAAAUGGUCUCGUGGUUUGCUGCUCUAUGGUCCCCCUGGCACCGGAAAGACAAGCUUGGUUCGAGAAGUUGUCCGUGAAUGUGGUGCACAUUUAAUUGUUAUUAGUCCCCAUUCAGUUCACAGGGAAAAUGCUGGAGAAAGUGAAAGAGUCUUGCGGGAGGCUUUCACAGAAGCAUCAUCUCAUGCAAAAUUGGGAAAGCCCUGUGUUAUCUUUUUUGAUGAAAUUGAUGCACUUUGUCCUCGUCGUGAUUCUAGAAAACAGCAAGAUGUUCGUGUAGCCUCUCAACUUUUUAUGCUGAUGGACUCCAACAAACUGUCAUCCACACCACAAGUAGUUGUUGUGGCAUCUACCAAUAGAGUGGAGGCAAUUGACCCUGCAUUGAGAAGGUCAGGGCGUUUUGAUGCUGAGAUUGAAGUUACAACACCUAAUGAAGAUGAACGUUUUCAAAUACUGAAGCUUUAUACCAAAAAGCUUCCUCUGGAUCCCAAUGUUGACUUGAAGUCCAUAGCUGCAUCUUGCAAUGGGUAUGUUGGGGCUGAUUUGGAAGCCUUGUGUCGUGAGGCUGCCUUGUCUGCUGUAAAAAAGGCUUUAGACACAAAUGAAGAAGCUGGUAUCCAUAUCUUAACAAUGGAUGACUGGAAUCAUGCAAGAACUGUUGUUGGUCCAAGCAUAACAAGGGGUGUUACCGUGGAAGUUCCAAAGGUUUCUUGGGAUGAUAUUGGAGGAUUAAAAGAUCUAAAGAAGAAGCUACAGCAAGCUGUUGAGUGGCCUUUACAACAUUCUGCUGUAUUUUUGAGGCUUGGAGUAUCACCUUUUCAUGGGAUCCUUCUUCAUGGACCUCCAGGAUGCUCAAAAACCACCCUUGCCAAAGCUGCAGCUCAUGCUGCCCAAGCUUCUUUCUUUUCCUUGAGUGGUGCAGAAUUAUAUUCAAUGUAUGUUGGAGAGGGUGAAGCUUUGUUGCGUAAUACAUUUCGGAAAGCUCGCCUUGCUGCCCCUAGCAUAAUAUUCUUUGAUGAGGCAGACGUUGUUGGUGCCAAACGAGGAGGGAAAUCAAGCAGCAACAUUGCAGUAGGAGAGAGGCUUAUAUCAACUUUGUUGACUGAAAUCGAUGGAUUAGAGCAGGCUGACGGAAUUCUUGUUUUGGCUGCCACAAAUCGCCCUCAUGCAAUUGAUGCUGCUCUUAUGCGGCCUGGACGCUUUGAUCUAGUGCUGUAUGUGCCACCUCCAGAUUUAGAAGCUCGUUAUGAGAUACUCCGUGUACAUACUCGGAACAUGAAAGUGGGUGAUGAUGUUGAUCUAAAAAAUAUAGCAGAGGAUACCGAGCUCUUCACAGGGGCGGAGCUGGAGGGCCUAUGCAGGGAAGCUGGAAUAGUGGCUCUGAGAGAAGACAUUUCCGCCAAUGUUGUGUGUAAUAAACACUUCCAGACAGCAAGGAAGUCUUUGAAGCCAGCCCUAACAAGAGAAGAAGUUGAUUCAUAUUCCUCGUUCACGAAGAACCCAUCUGCAAAAUCUUAUGGUCCAUUGAAGUCCAGCCCCAUGGAGAACAGCAAUAUCACUGGGAGUCUAUUGGGUUUAGUGGCUCCAGUUUCAGUUGGCAUCAUAAGCCUCAUUCUAGUUGCCGGUAUUCAAUACUUUAUACUUUGGUAAUUUGCCUAAUCAGUUAGCAACAACAUGAAGAAUUUGUCAGUGCCUCACUGCAUGAUCAGUGCGCCUGUCUUGCUGUUAACUUGCUAUUUCGGAGUCUUCUCCUCUAUUCCAGUGGUUCCAAGUCAUCGACUCAGAUAGGAUCCUCUUUUAUCUUUGGCACUCGGAUAGUAUGCAAUGUGCUUAGACCAACCAUCGACUCAGAUGGGAUGCUCUUUAUUUUGUUUCUGGCUGAUGUUUGUUUAACUUACUUCUGCUUGCUUAUAUCUAUUUUUUGUGACAUUCUCAAAGAAGAAUAA